AUGAGUUUAUGCCGCCAUGCCAGUCGCGACAAUCUUGACCUAGCAAGCCGAGCAGGCACGCCCAGGCACUGGUGGCCGCUAAUCCCCGUGGACUACCUCAAGCCCGACCGCCCCAACCCCGUCACUCUGCUGGGCAUCACGAUGGUGGUGUGGAGGGACGCGGGCGGCAGGUGGCGCGUGUUCCGAGACCGCUGUCCGCACCGCCUGGCGCCGCUGUCGGAGGGUCGAGUGGAGCCGGACGGCUCGCUGUCCUGCGCGUACCACGGCUGGCGCUUCGAUGGUUCCGGAGCCUGUCGCCGAAUUCCGCAGGCGGUGGAUGCGGCAUCAGAGGCGGCGGCGUGCAGCAGCAGGCGGUCCUGUGCCACAGCCUACCCCGCCCGAGUCGAGUUCAACAUGUUGUGGGUGUGGCCCGACGCAUCGCCUGACGCGGAGGCUGCAGCGGCCGCUACCGAACUCGUCGUCAGCAACGACCUGCGUCGCAGGGACAAGCAAUUCAAGGAAUACUCGAGCAGCAUGGAAUCGCCACGUCCUUCGGCGUCGUCACAGAAGCCUCCCCUACCACUAGCAUGGUAUGUACGACAAGUGCCGUACAGCUACGAGAUCUGUAUGGAGAACGUGCUGGAUCCUUCACACCUACCGUACAGCCACCAUGGGCAUUCCCCGCAGCUGAAAAGGGACGUGCCCGCGUUAGCCGUGUUGCAACAGCUCAGGAUGGAUUUCAGCCAGCAACAGCCUCAAGAGCUGCUGCACAACCACCGGGAAUGUCUUCAGUUGGGCACGUGUAGUUUUGGUCGGCAGGGUCGAGCAACGUACGCAAUGAGCACAGAAACCAAGGUGCAGCGUUCUGUAACAUCGCCAACAUAUCCGGCGUCGAUCCCUUCGCAACCUCGCCAAGCUUUCAAGCACCUCGCGUGCCUCACAUGCUGA
This is a messenger RNA of Volvox carteri f. nagariensis, 927 nucleotides long. RefSeq lists its product as uncharacterized. The transcript is spliced from 5 exons. Gene Ontology annotation, molecular function: 2 iron, 2 sulfur cluster binding. The coding region runs from base 1 to 927 and encodes 308 amino acids. NCBI's taxonomy places the organism in Eukaryota, Viridiplantae, Chlorophyta, Chlorophyceae, Chlamydomonadales, Volvocaceae. The record is from RefSeq and is a predicted model, not a curated record.